AUGGAUGCUGAUUUCAAGGCUCAAUUAGAUCAAGAACGAACUAAAGUCGAAGAUGCAUUUGACUUUCUUGGCUGUAAAGUUGGCCGAGGGACAUAUGGGCAUGUAUACAAAGCAAAGAAAAAAGACGGAAAUGAUACACGAGAUUAUGCGUUGAAACAGAUUGAAGGUGCUGGUCUGUCAACAAGUGCGUGUCGAGAAAUCUCUUUAUUACGAGAAUUAAAACACGUGAAUGUUAUCACAUUACAGCGAGUUUUUCUUUCCCAUGCUGAUCGUCGCGUUUAUCUUCUAUUUGAUUUUGCUGAACAUGAUUUAUGGCAUAUUAUUAAAUUUCAUCGUUCAGCGAAACAGAAUAAGAAAACUGUUACAUGUGCACGUGGUAUGGUGAAAUCUCUACUCUAUCAAAUUCUAGCUGGUAUUCAUUAUUUACAUGCAAAUUGGAUCCUUCAUCGAGAUCUUAAACCCGCAAAUAUAUUAGUUAUGGGAGAAGGUAUUGAACGUGGAAGAGUUAAAAUUGCCGAUAUGGGUUUUGCACGUUUAUUUAAUUCACCUCUAAAACCAAUGGCAGAUUUAGAUCCGGUUGUUGUUACAUUUUGGUAUCGUGCACCAGAGCUAUUACUUGGUGCUCGUCAUUACACAAAAGCGAUUGAUAUUUGGGCCAUAGGAUGUAUAUUUGCAGAACUACUUACUUAUGAACCAAUAUUUCAUUGUAAACAAGAAGAUAUCAAAACUAGUACACCUUAUCAUCAUGAUCAACUCGAUCGAAUAUUUUCUGUUAUGAGUUUUCCAAUAGACAAAGACUGGGAAGAUAUGAAAAAGAUGCCAGAAUAUGCACGUCUAUCAAAAGAAUUUAAAAAGAGCAAUUAUGCAAAUUGCAGUUUAAAUAAAUAUAUGGAGAAACAUAAUGUACGAUCCGAUAGUCGAGCAUUUCAAUUGUUAGUACGUCUACUUACGACUGAUCCAACAAAACGAUUAAAUGCUUUAGAAGCAAUGAAUGAUCUUUAUUUUAAAGAAGAUCCUCGCCCGACUGAAGAUGUAUUUGAGUGUCAACCGAUUCCAUAUCCUAAACGUGAAUUCAUCGCUGAUGAUGAUCCACCCGAUGUCACUGGCGCACAUAUAUCGAAAAUUGAGUCAACCAUAAUGGUCAAAACAGAUGCAUCUUCAGUUGUUCUUACACAACAACAAACCUCACAUUUAAAUCACAGUCAACAAUCAAUAACAACACAACAGCAACAGCAACAGAACGUGCACAUCAAACAGCAACCACAACAACAUAAUAAUAUUGUUCAGCAGACACAUCCUCAACAAAUGAAAAUGAUGCAACAACAACAACAACAACAACAACAACAGCAUACAUCCAAUGUUAAUGGCCAAGGGCAACCACCUGAAAAGAAAUUACGUGUCGCUGGUGGCUAUAAUACUGGUGAUCCACCAAACUAUGAUUAUCAAAGAAAUACUAAUCAUCAACAACAACAAAUGUAUUCACAGCAGCAACAACGAUUUUAG
Rotaria socialis is the source of this 1503-nucleotide messenger RNA. The record is from the annotation of a GenBank genome assembly. Lineage: Eukaryota; Metazoa; Rotifera; Eurotatoria; Philodinida; Philodinidae.